GCAUCGUAUUCAUUUGUGUCAUUUAUACCCUUUUAUAUACUCCUUUUAAGUCCUAUCCUUUGGAUUAACAUCAAGUCCCUAUUGCAUACAAGCCAUGAGACAGAGAGAGAAAAUACACCUUAGUCAGAGAAGUUUCUUAACUUUAGAGAGAUAAACAAGCAAACAAUUUUAGAGAGAGAAAGUUAGCCGUUUCAUCAAUGGAGUUGGAGACUGCAAAUUGGCUUUUCUGACCAACUUUUUUGUUCUUCAUUCUACUUGUGACCAAAAACUAUUUGGUUGAGAUGAUGUUUGCAACCAAGGGUCGAUCAGAAACAACCUGUUACCACUGACAACGGUAACAUUGCAUGCUCAAAACAUACUCGAUGAUCCAGUAUUUACUCGACCUUAGAACCUGACUCGAUUUUGAACCCACCCGAAAAACCUGACCUGAUAUUGACCUAAUGACCCGAAUGAACACCUCUAGGUUGCAUAUAUCCGACCCCCAAAUUUCACCACCCUUAAUCUCGCUUAGGUGCGAGCUGCUUAAUGGUAUUAAGUAAUGGAAUGUUGUUGUUGUUGAUGAUGAUGUUUUUAUUCUGGUAUUGAGAUUGUUGUAUACAUUUGAAUGUAGGAGACCUUUAACCCUAGAUGUGAGAUGGAUUUACCGGAUGCAGCAAAAUAUCUAUUUGACAGGAUUCAAAAAUUAGAACCAGAAAUAGCCACAAAAAUCCUAGGUUGUAUUCUUAUGCAAGAGGAUGGUGAUUUAGAAGUGAUAAGGUUGGCUUAUGCCCCUGAAAAGCUCUUAGAAAAUUCAGUACAGAAAUCUAAGCUACAACUAGGCUAUCUCUCGAAACCCUCAGUUUCGACUUCCCUGCAGUGUCCCCCCAUUGCCAUCGACCCUUCACCGGUUUCAGACGUGUCAUUUAAUCAUACGCCUUUUUCACCCAAUGGGUCUAGACUAUAUUCGUCUCCAUCCGCCUUUCCGGUCCCACAGGCAGCGCGCUACUGGGAUGUACAGCCUAUGGCACCCGAUCGACCACUGUCUAUGAGUUGUGAUUUUCCAUCAUAUAGAGAUUUAGUAGCAGAGGAGCUUGGUCUUCAGAGUCAAGCCCAGUUCAUGGGUUUUGAUGAUCAAUUAGAUCCCGUCAAUGUUGGGGCAGGAAACUUUUCUGGGGAUCUUUAUUAUGCUGAUGCUGCAUUGAGUGGUCUGAGAAAUCGUCAAUCAAUAAACUUGUGUGAUUUGCCUAUCAAGACAUGCCAUUAUUUCAACAAGGGAUUUUGUAAGCACGGGAGUAGCUGCCGGUAUUUACAUGGACCGGAUAGUUUCUCUCCGAUUUUUAGCCCAAGUGAAGUUGGGUGUGAUGAUCAUAUAUUUUCCCCGGGAUCCCUUGAAGCUCUUGAGCUCGAGAUCAGUGAGCUCUUGAAAUUAAAGCGGGGCAAUCCUGUUUCUAUAGCUUCACUUCCAAUGUUGUAUUAUGAGAAGUAUGGGAGAACUCUUCAAGCUGAUGGGUACCUUACAGAGAGCCAGAGGCAUGGUCGAGCUGGUUAUAGCUUGACGAAACUUCUGGCUCGCCUGAAGAGGAUUCAGCUCAUUGAUAGACCACACGGGCAGCACGCGGUGAUCUUAACUGAAGAUGCUUCAAAAUACAAUGUGGAGAAUCGAAGCGAAAGGAAUGAUCCAGGUCCGAUCGUGAGUGGAUCACGUCAAAUAUACUUGACAUUUCCUGCAGAGAGUACAUUCACCGAAGAAGACGUAUCUGCCUAUUUCGGAACUUUCGGUACGGUUGAAGAUGUCAGAAUCCCAUGCCAACAAAAGCGGAUGUUCGGAUUUGUGACUUUCACGAGUGCUAAUACUGUUAGGACUGUUUUGGCUAAAGGAAACCCCCAUUUUGUUUGUGGGUCUCGUGUUCUCGUCAAACCUUACCGUGAAAAAUCGAAGCUGUUCGACAGGAAGUACAUGGAGAAGAAUGAUCACGUGCCUAGAUGUGAGGCGCCAAGAUUCUUAAGGAGGCAGUUUAUGGAAGAACAGGAACACGCUCUUGAAAUGGAGAGGAGGCGCCUCUCGGAAUUGCAGCUUGGACGAAAGAAUAUGAUUAAUCGUCAAUUGAAUGGCUAUGGCAUCGAGGACCUAAAUACGUUGGAAGAUCAUUCAAACGUUAGUGCAGAAGAUUACCACUGUCUGCUGGAUGUUUUCAAUAAUUGCAGUAUAAACGAUAACAGGUCAAAGCAUUUAGGCAAUUGUUACCCCAAUCAUGAAAGCCCGGGGAUCGAUCUUCCUGAGAGCCCGUUCGCAUCAACAACAGGGAACAGCGUUUCCGCACUCAUAUAGAUCUCCAGCAGCAAAGGAGCAAAAUACCUUUAUAGAGAUAGUAGGAUUACCGCGAUGCAAAGGUUUGGUGUCUUUGGUUACCGUUAUAGAACAGCUUCAUUUCUUUUAUUGCUCUGCCGUGCCCAAGUCUGUUAGUUUUGAAGUCUUUUAGCGAUAAGUAUAUAACAGAAAAGGCUAAAAGAAGACGAUUACAAUACAAAAAAGUCGGAAUUCUGAAGCAUCAUCUCCUCCCCGUUGAUUUUGGUAGAAGGAGUUUUAAUAGAAAAACAAAGGAUUAUCGAUACAGAAAAUGAAGAUUGCCAUUUAUGUAAGAAGCUUUGCACAGUUUUUUAGGUUUUUAAGACAGAAGGUGAAAGAAGCGCUUCUCGCAAUAUCCGUAGAAAAUAUGUGGUAUUUUAUAGUGCCUCUGGGUAGUCGAGGGAAAAAAAACGAGUUAAUUUUUCUAGGGUUCUAUGUUUGAAGUUUGAACAUCGUAUGUGAUCGAUGUAAAGUAACAUUUUGACCAAGUUAUAGAAGAGUUAGUUAGCCCUUCAA
Molecule: messenger RNA, 2842 nt
Organism: Amaranthus tricolor (Joseph's coat)
Lineage: Eukaryota; Viridiplantae; Streptophyta; Magnoliopsida; Caryophyllales; Amaranthaceae
Product: zinc finger CCCH domain-containing protein 18-like
Exons: 8
Coding region: 635-2308 (557 amino acids)
Molecular function (GO): RNA binding; metal ion binding
Source: RefSeq, a predicted model, not a curated record